This is a messenger RNA of Eupeodes corollae, 1615 nucleotides long. RefSeq lists its product as uncharacterized. Lineage: Eukaryota; Metazoa; Arthropoda; Insecta; Diptera; Syrphidae. The record is from RefSeq and is a predicted model, not a curated record. The coding region runs from base 553 to 1122 and encodes 189 amino acids. The transcript has 3 exons.
UACACCGAACCGAAAACUCGGUUUUCGCGAGAAAAUAGGUUUUCGUCGAAAACCUAUACCGAAAACACAAGUUUUCCCAUACAUUUUUCGUAACCCACAAGUUUUCGUUUUCAACAAGUUUUUGAUAAAACCUCUCGAAAACCAGUUGAAAUUGACAGAUGAAGUAAACAAACUCACCUAAUGAACAAUUCAAAGCUUAUUGAAAUGAAAUGAAAACAUUCAAAUAUCAAUCAGACAUAAAAAAAAAAAAACAUCUGACAGCUGACUCAGGAGAAAAUUUACAGUUUUAAUUUCAAACUACAUUACAUAUUGUUAUUUGGUUAUGGUUAAUUAACUGGUAGGUAAUAUUUUUUAUCAAUAAUAAAACAUAGUAAAUAAUUGUACUUUUUCUUUCUAGAAAAUAGAAGAAGAAAUAAACAAAAAAGAACAAAAAAAAAGAACAAACCAAGGAAGUUAUGGUCCAUUCCCGACGAGGAACUCCUCCUGGAGUUAUGGGCCGAUAAGGAGUCGGGAUUGCGUGGUGCAAGAAGAAAUCUCCACAUUUACAAAGAAAUGUCGGUAGCAUUUGAGGGUCGGCUAGUGGAGUACACUCCCGACGAAGUGAAGGUGAAGCUGCACAACCUCACAACGAAAUAUAACCGUGAAAAAAAGAAGAUUGGGCCGUCGGGUGGAUCACCAUCGAAAGGGCAUUUGUAUUCGAAGAUACAUUCCAUUCUCGGAGAACAUCGAAUCCAUAAUCUUCAUUUAUAUAUGGAGGACAGCCGUCCCUCAGAUGAUAAUGACAUUUCAACGGACGCAAUUCCGGCUUCUGACGAGUUGAGGUCGAGAUCAAGGUCCAGGUCAAGAUAUUCCUCAUCCCAGUUGGACAUCAAUGACAAUCCAUCUGCGGAAUCCACUUCACCAAUCGCUACUUCUUCUACUUCUAGGCCGCGGGCUGAAAAGAAAAAGAAAGGAAAAAAUAAUGAAUGCAAAAGUGAUCCGCAGAUGGAUGAAUUUAUCGGAGAUUGCAAGCAAUGGGAGGAGAGGAAAUUUGCGUUGGAAGAAGAAAAAGUAACUCUUUUUAAAGAUUUCCUUGAAGAGUCAAAAAAAUUCAACGAGAAAUUUUUUAAAAUGUUCGAGUGAAAUCAAAAAUAAAGAAAAAAAAUUAAAAUGUAUGUUUUGAUAUUUUUUUGCUAAAGUUAUUGAGUGGGUGUAGUUAUAGUUUUUGUUUUCGAGGUUUGUAGGUAUUAUUUAUUUGUUCUAAUAAUUGCAAAUUCAGCUCAGAUAAAAUAGAAAGAAAAAGUUAAUUCUGCAGUAUAGGAUUAUACAUUUUUGUUUCUAAUUAUCUCUUUUAAUUCUGAAACAUUUUAGAUUACUGGAAUGGAAACUCAAUUUAUAUUUGAAGUAGGGCAGGGUAGGUAUUUAUAAUACGCUUCAGGCAUUCUGUGGGAAUUUCAAAGCAUGGUUGAAUGGAUAUCCAGCAAAAACAGGUGGAUUUAUUUCCUUCAAAUCAUUCUUUAAAUUGAAAAUGGUUGUAAGAAACACUUGGGUGACAUAAAUUAGAACUCAGAACCGUCUGAACCAUCUCAAUGAAGAGAGUAGUUUUGAAAUGACAGGGGUUUGUAUGUAACACUUC